Messenger RNA from Penicillium maclennaniae, 1605 nucleotides. Its product is annotated as protein kinase IKS1. Gene Ontology annotation, biological process: protein phosphorylation. Lineage: Eukaryota; Fungi; Ascomycota; Eurotiomycetes; Eurotiales; Aspergillaceae. The record is from RefSeq and is a predicted model, not a curated record. The transcript is spliced from 2 exons. Gene Ontology annotation, molecular function: protein kinase activity; ATP binding. Bases 1 to 1605 code for a protein of 534 amino acids.
AUGCCUGACGACAUGUCUAUGAUUCCUUACGGUGGAAACCUUGAUGUCGUGCUGCGACACAAUGACUCCGUGGUAGUUUUCGACCGCGAUUCUCAACAAAUAGCCCUCCGCAAUGCCUCAGAUGCUCGCAAUGCAGAUCUUGAGCUCGCAAAUUGCCCAUUAUGCCACCAGCCCAUGCGCGAGGGCAGCCGAGGCCGACAUCACGGAAGCGCCGACCCUGAAGCCGAAUUCAUCAACCCGAACUACUUCCGCAUGCUCGAUAAUAGCCUUCCUGGCUCUGCAAGCUCUUCGCGACCUCCAUCUCCAAGGCGACGUCUUGUUCCGCCCGCUCUUUCGGAUGGUCGUCCCACCGGCGGUCCAACAAGCGAGCCUCGCCCUCCCCAAGGAAUUUCCUCGGCGGCUUUCAGUACAGAUUAUUUCAAGAAGUUCUUCGUCGAAGAAAGGAUUCUCGGAAAAGGUGGAAAAGGUGUUGUGCUACUCGUUAAGCACGUGUUAGACGGUGUGUCUCUCGGACACUAUGCAUGCAAGCGUGUACCUGUUGGCGACGAUCACGAGUGGUUAGAAAAAGUGCUGGGCGAGGUCCAGUUGCUCCAGCACCUUUCCCACCAGAAUCUUGUCUCGUAUCGCCAUGUCUGGCUUGAGAACGCGAAGAUCAGCACUUUCGGUCCUAGCGUUCCGUGUGCAUUCAUCCUUCAGCAAUAUUGCAAUGCCGGUGACCUUCAUGAUUAUAUUUGUGGCUCUGUUCAGACAACCAGCACUGCACAGCAAUUGAAGGACCGGCUCCGAAGAAAGUCGAAAGGUGAAGCAGACCCGCAAAUGGGUACAGGUGGGCCACGCAUGCUCCAGCUUGAUCAGAUCUACUCGUUCUUCCGAGAUAUUACCUCAGGCAUGCGGCAUCUUCACUUGAACGGGUACAUUCACCGUGACCUCAAGCCUCACAACUGUCUACUUCAUGAAACAAGCGAUGGCAUCCGGGUGUUGGUUAGUGAUUUUGGAGAAGUACAGUCCCAGGACACAACGCGCAAAUCCACCGGUGCGACAGGAACACUUUCGUAUUGCGCUCCCGAGGUUCUCCGGCGCGAGUACAAUGAUGGUCCCUUUGGAAACUUCACCUUCAAGUCGGAUAUCUUUUCCUUGGGAAUGAUUCUCUACUUUUUGUGUUUUGCGGAGCUUCCCUAUGCCAGUGCCGAUAUUAUCAACGAAGAAAAGGAAGACCUGGAUCAGCUUCGAGCGGAAAUUACAAGCUGGGCUGGCUUCAACAAAGGCCGACGCAAAAGGUCUGAUCUCCCCCAGAAGCUCUACACCUUCUUGGAGUUACUGCUUGCUGUGGACCCCGAUCGCCGACCCACGGCGGACGAGGUUUUGAGCGGAAUUCAAGCCGGUGCCAGUGCCAACGUCAAGAGGACCAGCUCCGCCAGUGCAACGAGCUCGCCUAGCUCUGAAUUGCCUGCAUCCGCACGCAUACGUCCCGUGGACAGUCCAAAGCCUUCAGAGCGCGCUCUCUCCCCACUAAAAGAGUACCGCGCAGUCCUCCGACGUUCCGACAAGAUUCAGUCUUUGAUUCGAGCGGCUCCUCUGGCACUCCUCUUGUCUCCGAUGCGCUGA